AUGCUUGCUGUUCAUUAUUACCUCCUGUUCAAUGGCUCUGAUGGGUCCUGGAAUCAUAUGAAGACAUUGUACAUGGAGGAAUCAUCUUUCAGCUUCUUAGGGAAUGUGUGUGUCCAGCAAAGUGUCAUAUUUGAUACUCUGUCAACUAUAAGAAACAAGUUGAAAGGUGAUCAGCCCGGUGGGGGAAUUGUUCAUGUUGUUGAGAAGAUACAUUAUGGUGCAAAUGGGGAAAGAGAGAUCACUGUUCGUGUGUUCGGACCAUUCAUUGUGGGCAACCAAUUUCUAGUACUUGGUGAAGGGCUGCAAGCCGAAGGGAUGCCCAGCCUGGACGAACUCACGGUUGACAUUCCAAGAAUUCGGGUAGGUCAGUUCCGGGAGCAGUUCAUCAUGCAGCCAGGGAUUUCCAUGGAAUGCUAUUACAUAUCAAGACAAGAUCUCUACAUCAUCCAGUCCUAG
Triticum turgidum subsp. durum (durum wheat) is the source of this 456-nucleotide messenger RNA. NCBI's taxonomy places the organism in Eukaryota, Viridiplantae, Streptophyta, Magnoliopsida, Poales, Poaceae. The record is from the annotation of a GenBank genome assembly.